Molecule: messenger RNA, 17166 nt
Organism: Coregonus sp. 'balchen'
Lineage: Eukaryota; Metazoa; Chordata; Actinopteri; Salmoniformes; Salmonidae
Source: the annotation of a GenBank genome assembly
AUGCAGUUGGUGUUUUUCCGUGAGGUGUGGGAGAUGGAGGGGUUGCAGACCGUGGGGAUACUACUGGUGGUCUGUAGCUCCCUCAAACUGAUGCACUUCCUGGGGCUCAUCGAUUUCUCCUCAGAAGGUAAGAUACUUUCUGAGGAGGUAAGUGGGCUGAGGGAUGGAUAUGAGACAGGGGACAGGGGGAGGUAAGGGACAGGAAGGGGUGGUUAGGGAGAGGCAUAAGUAGGGAUAGGGGUAGGAGAAGAGGUUAUGGGCUGGGGACAGAAGUAGGGGCUUGGGGUUAGGGAGAGGGUUAGAGACUGGGAUUAGGUUUGGGGACAGGGGGUAGGUUGCGAUCAGGAUGAGGAUAAGCUCUGGGGACAGGGAAGGGUAGGAGGCAGGGAUAGUGUAACUGUAGAGUUUAGGCAAAGGAGAGGCAGGCUUGGGCAGUAGCAUGUUCUGUGGCAGGAGUAGAAGGUGGUGAUUCAGGCCGGAGUAGGGAUAAGAGUAGGGGCAGAAGAAGGGAAAGAGAUAAACAAUUUAUUAAAGGAGGUAAAUGUUUCUGGUUUAUAUGUACGGCAAGAAGACUAAAUCCUUCAGCUGUCAGAUAAAUGGUGGACUUUAUUGGCUAUAAUUCAGGUUGUUGUAUGUCUAAUCAAGCGGUGUGUGUGUGUGUGUGUGUGUGUGUGCGUGUGUGCACGUGUGUGUGUGUGUGUGUGUGUGUGUGUGUGUGUGAGAGAGAAACCCAGUAAUUAGUCUCCAUAGUACGGCACUCACGUGAGCUGGCAGUGUCACACUGGGCCAUGCUAAUGAGCCCUAACUCAAUCAUACGUAGUAAAUUAGCAUGACCUGAUUUCUCCCUAUCAUCAGGUGUCAUGGUGUGUGUGUGUGUUGGUGGUUUGGGAGAUGUGGGGCAGAAAUAGCUCUGCAUGUGUGUCUACAUCUCUCUGUCCUCUCGCACUCUUCUCUGUGCCUAAUGAGCUGUGGACUGGGACUUGGUCUAUAGUUUAUAUUAGUACUGGACAAAUUCAGUUUUUUGGAUAGUGGGUUAUGGAUUGUGGCAGUUUGAGGGUAAUAGUAAACAUGUUUUUCCAAAAUGUGGUUUGAAUAUGGAUACCCUCAAGGGAACACAAGGCAGAGCUAGCCGAAAAGACAUAAAACAAUUUAUUUCCAGACAUUCUUUGACUUGAGUUGAUAGGGUCCAUUUCAUCAACUGCUUUUCCUUAUUACGUAGGGAAUAAUGUCACCCUGUGUGUGUGUGCGUGUGUGUGCGCAUUUUGGCUAGAGACAGAGCAGUAUGUGAGUGACUCAGCCCUGGUGGCCAUAUGGCUUUGAUCACCCUACGUGGGCCAAAUCACAAACACACACAAUACAUCCCAUCUCCCCGGGCUACUGUGUGUGUGCGUGUUUGUGUGUGUGUGUUUGUUUGUGUGUAUAUUGGGGGACUGUGUGUGUAUGCAUGGGUGCGUGUGUGUGUUGGGGGGGCUGCCGUGGGACAUUCAGGUUACCAGAUGACAGAGAGCAAUAGAGAGCUAUUGUGAGCAAAGUGAGACAUCUGUUAUCCCCCCUAACCUUCACACCUGCAUAUACAGAGUUCCCACCUGGGUAAAUAGUUUUAAUCUCUUUAGCUGAUUCAGACUGCAGUAAAUAAAAAAGUCUGCUGAAAAAAGAAGGUAAUAUAUCAUACAGAUACAGUAGCAGCUGUCAUGAUUAUACACUGUCCCUAAAACCACUCUGGUAUAUUCCUCUGAGCUUUCCUUCACUGUAUUCCACUACUUUACUUGUGUAAUUCAAUCUCUGUAAUGGCAAAACACUGUAUUGACAAGCAAAAAUGAUAAGGUACUUUAACUUGCUGGCAGAAUCCCAUCACACACUCUCCCAAGGAGAGCGAAGAAAGGGAGAGAGAGAGAGAGAAAAAAAUAGUGGAGGGCGAGAGAUUCUGAGCGGCGAUCUCUCUCUAGAGCUCGAGAUCUCUCUCAUCGUCGACUCUCUCUCUCUCUCUCAAGUGAAACCACAAACCGGGGGCCAGAGGGCUCUCCUACGUGGCCGAUGUCAAAUCUGAGCGUAAGGGAUCACACACAUCGAGAGAGCAGCGGAAGAAGAUGACACAGGACACACCUGGAGAGAGAAGAUAGAGCGAGGGCUAAGCGAGGAGAUCGAGGCUCUCUCCUAUCUCUCUCUCCUCUGAUCAUGUGCUGCGCUGUGGAACACACCACACACCCUGGGGCAGGAGGGUGAUGGGACUGUGUCUAAUGGGCUCACAGACAUGACUAUCUAUGGCAUCAGAUGUAUUAUCUGAUGCAAUGGGCUCAAACACCACUCUUCUCCAUCUCUCUCUAACUCUCAGAUGCGCUAGUCUAUCGCUCUGCUCUCUCUCGAGCUCUAUACUAUCUCGCUCUCUCUCUCUCUCUCGCUAUCUCUCUCUCUCUCUCUCUAUCUCUCUCUCUCUCUCUCUCUCAAGUGCACACACCACACACCCUGGGGCAGAGGGCUGACUGGGACUGUGCUACGUGGCCAGAUGUAUUAUCUGAUGCCUAAUGGGCUGCCUGGUCAGCCUUCAAGUGACGCCAACACACUCCCAAUGACUAGCACAGACCAGGAGAGAGGAAGAGACAGGGAGAAAGAGGGAGGUAAAGAGUAAGAUAGAUAGAGAGUACUGGUAUACAGUACAGAGUACAGAAGUGUAUAAAUGUAUUGGUAUAGUUAGGGUUAAGGUUAUACUGUACUGGUCUCUAUCAUGGCCUUCAUCCCUCAGACUGCUGGAGUUCAACUAAAAGGUGUGAAGUUGCUGUUACCAUGGAGAUGCAAGAGUAAGUCCCCCCUCUCUUCUUCUCUCUGCCUUAACCUUUAGGACACAGAAGGAUACGGUAUUGUUGUACUUGGGUUGUACUUGUACUGUUUGUGUGAUAAGGUGAAGGUGGGGUGAGUAGUGAGUAACAUGGGCUGAUUUCUGGUGGAUGAGUUCUGAUGGAUAAGUUCUUAUGGUUGAGUUCUGAUAAAUGAGUUUUUAUUGAUGAAUUCUGAUGGAUGAGUUCUGAAAAAUGAGUUCUUAUUGAUGAAUUCUAACGGAUGUUCUGAUGGAUGAGUUCUGAUGGAGAAGUUCUGUGGAUGAUUUCUAGUGGAUGAGUUAUGAUGGAUUAGUUCUGGAGUUCUGAUGGAUGAGUUCUAGUGGAUAGGUUAUGCUCUGUGAGAAUGUGAGGACUGGUGAGGUUUGAGUCGUUCGAUUAAGGUCCCUGUGAAUCUUGAUCUAACAGAUGUGAACUUGAUUUUAUAUACGCACUAGAGAGUUGGGCUUUAGCUCAAGGUCGUUUUCAUGUAAAAGGACCUAUGAGCACCAACAUGUGAAGUUCAUAGGAGCAUGUCAAAUUGGGUGUCAAAUGAAAGCUAAGAGUCCAUAUUUUUGAGCAAUUAAGGCAUAUAUAAAUUUUUCAACCAUUUCCAUCCUAAAAAUUAGGAAUAAGCGAAGGUUUUCAUUUCUGGUCAAACAAAUGAAAAAGGGGGCUUAGAAAACAUCUACCAGAAAAAGUAUUAAAAUGUAUUAGAAAUACAUCAAAAUGUAAUAAUGUUGAAGUAAAGUCCCCUGCCAGCUAAUAUCAACACUUAUAUUUAGUAUAAGUAUAUUUAGGGGCUUGGGGGACGGGGGCUUGGGGACAGGGGGCUUGGGGGACGGGGGCUUGGGGACAGGGGGCUUGGGGGACCGGGGCUUGGGGACAGGGGGCUUGGGGACGGGGUUUGGGGACAGGGGGCUUGGGGCUUGGGGGACGGGGGCUUGUUGGGGGAGGGCUUGGGGGACAGGGGCUUGGGGGGGGGGGGGGGUCUUGUGGGUGGGGGGCAGCUCUUGGUGAACUGUGGGGGGGAUCUUGGAGGGCUGGUGGCCUGGCGGUUGGGAGCUUGGGGCGGUGGCUGAUGGGUCGCUGGUUCGGGUCCCUGUUUUUGACGACGUGCCCUUGAGCAGGGCGUUGACCCUGGUUGCUUCUGUGGGUCGCUCUGGAUGGGAGUCUGUUAGAUGACUAAUGUGAUGUAGAUGUUGAGCGGCUUCACUGCAAGUAGAUUGCAUGUUUUAAAUAUUCAAAAAAUGUACAUUUCUGCCUUCAAUAAGUUUAAGAAACAUUGCCUUGUGCCUUGAAAUUCCGUUACCAAAAAACAACAUAUCUUUAAGAUAUUUUAGAAUAAUGAAAGUUCACAGAAGUAACAAGUAAAGGUAGAACUAUCAAUAUGUUAGUGUUUUACUGUUAUCAAUUUUGUUAAUUAAUUAUUAAGUGAUUCAAACUCAGAAUUCUGUUACCAAAUCUGUAACCUCCCGAGUGGCGCAGUAGUCUAAGGUUCGAAUCCAGGCUCUGUUGUAGCCGGCCGCGACCGGGAGACCCAUGGGGCGGCGCAUAAUUGGCCCUGCGUCGUCCAGGGUAGGGGAGAGAAUGGCUGACAGGGAUGUAGCUCAGUUGGUAGAGCAUGGUGUUUGCAACGCCAGGGUUGUGGGUUCAAUUCCCACGGGGGGCCAGUAUGAAAAAUAAAAUAAUGUAUGCACUCACUAACUGUAAGUCGCUCUGGAUAAGAGCGUCUGCUAAAUGACUAAAAUGUAAAUGUAACGGAAUUUCUGCAAUUCAAUUGGCUACAAUAGGAAAUCAUAGUAUUCACAAACCAAGUUUGGGUUCACAAGUUUAUAGUCCCGUGUAGCUCAGUUGGUAGAGCAUGGCACUUGCAAUGCCAGGGUUGUGGGUUCAUUUCCUACGGGGGGCCAGUAUGAAAAUGUAUGCACUCACUAACUAUAAGUCGCUCUGGAUAAGAGCGUCUGCUAAAUGACAAAAAAUUAAUAAAAUGUUUAGGUUCACUGAACUGAACUGAACUCUACUGUACUGUACUGAACUCUACUCUACUGUUCUGUGCUGUACUCUACGGAGCUCUACUGUGCUUUACUUUGUUGUCCAAACUUGUAAAACAUAGACAUCUAUGAUUGGUUCAGAUUUGGUCUGGUCCGGAUCAACCAAAUGUAGUCUUGUUUUGGGGCAAAGUUCAUAAAAAUAAUAGCCAGUGUGUAGAAUAAUACCCAAAUAUGCAAAGGAGGAUAUUGAAUAUUUAUAAUUUUGUGUACCUAUCACCAUGAAGAGAAUUAUAUUAAUAUCCAUCAUUAUGCAUUUCUAUGUAGUACAGAUCAGGGACCCAUGAUGAAAUUCCGUUACCGUGUGUAAACCCACUUCACUUACUGUAGUUCAAUAACCAAAAUAGUAUUUUUCAUAGUCAAUGUGUCAUGUCAUAGCUGACACUACAUUCUUCCCGCUGACAUGGUUGAAUCUUAAUUUUUGGAAAACGUGGACACAUAAAACAGGGAGAUUUUACUGAAAUUCUGGUACCAAAUUUUUAAUCUGCACUGUUCUUGCAGUAAAUGUGUUUUUGUAAAAUGUUCAGUGUAAAUUGUUAAAGGUAGUCCUUAUGCAUAGAGUUGUAUGGUUUGUUCAACUUUUAAAUCAAUGUUUUUUGUUUGGCAUACAUUUUAACUGACAAAUCUGAGUCUCAGCGCAAUUCCGUUAUCGUGGAAUUGCCCUCAACUGCUUACCAUAUGGUAGUCUAGGAAUUGUCUAGAAAUUGUGCUGCAUUGCUUCCUUAAUCUCUCUGAAAAUAUUAUAUAAAUGUGAUUCCUACCUCAUAAGAACAUUUUAUCUUGCUCUGUUUGCCAUUGACUUCCCUCAGUUCCCUAUAGUCCGUUCAGACUGAAGAUGUAAUUAUGGCUUCAUACUGAGUAUUCAUUAUUUGUUUGUGUUUGCCAAUGACUCCCCCGUAGAGGUCUAUGUAUGGUGGUGUAAGCUAAUAGCUGGAAUGGACGCCCAUCCUAGAAAAGCCAGGUCAGCGAACCAAACCGCAACCGCUGGGAGACUGCCGCGCAUGCUUCAAUGCGUUGCAUGUUGCUUAUGCUGUGUGUGCGUGCAUGCGUGCAUGGCUGUGGGUUUGCAUGUCAGUUUAUGUGCAUGUGCAGGCCUGCGUCUGUGAGAUUUUCUUCUGCCUGUGUGUUUCUGUGUCUGCUCUGUCUAACCUCUGCUAUGGUUGGUGAUUACAGGUAACACUCCCACCAUCAAAAGUAAAAAGACUAUAAAGCAGAGAUUCCUCAAGCUGCUCCCCUGCUGCACGCCUUCUGUUGCCGCCUCAGUCAGUCAAUGCAAGUGAUUCACUCUCUACACACACACAAAUGGGAGCGCAAAUGCGCACACACACACACCCACGCAAAAACACACACACACACACACAAUAUAUAUCUGGAUAUACUCUAUCUCAGUAUAAUUGGACUGUGUGUUUUGGUCUCCUGGGAAAAUGAUGGUAUUUUUGUCUGAUAUGGUGUGUGACGGAGUCUGAUGUGCAGAGGUGAGAUGGGGACAGACAGUCACCCAUGCUAUGCCUGUUGGGAUAGGAGGAGAGGAGGAGUGGGGCAUGGUUGUCUUCAGCUGACUGUGUGUGCAAUGAGGUUGGGAUAGAGGAAGAGAGGGAUGAGUGGAGAGAGAAAUGGAUGGGGAGGGAGAGAUGGAAUGUGAGGAUCAUAUCAUAUUGGUUGAAGAUCUGAUGGCUUUUGUCAUUACACUGUUGUUUCGAUAGGUUACCACUACUUACCACUACUUUCACUGAAGGUUAUCAUCAAUGAGUACAUCAGGUUACUAUAUUAACCUCUCCAUAGAUAUUCAGGAAUCUCAUGAAUCUCACAGUGUGAUGUUGAUAUUUUAGCUUUCUAUUGAUGACUUGACGGCUACGUGUCUUCGUUUGUGCUCUUCAGUUUAGGAGAAUUGUAACAUAAUGUAAAUGUAACGAUUACUCAUCUAGCUGUAUGUACAGGUUAAGCUACAGUAGUGUAAUGAUAUUUCAAAAGUUGAUCAUUAACAUUGAUAUACACUGAGUGUACAAAACAUUAAGAACACCUUCCUAAUAUUGAGUUGCACAACAACCCCCGCCCCCAUCAGUUCGUCAGGGCAUGGACUCAACAAGGUGUUGAAAGUGUUCCACAGGGAUGCUGGCCCAUGUUGACUCCAAUGCUUCCCACAGUUUUGUCAAGUUGGCUGGAUGUCCUUUGGGUGGUGAACCAUUCUUGAUAUACACAGGAAACUGUUGAGCUUGAAAAACCCAGCAGCGUUGCUGUUCUUGACACAAACCAGUGCACCUGGCACCUACAACCAUACCCCGUUCAAAGGCACUUCAAUAUUUUGUUUUGCCCAUUCACCAUCUGAAUGGCCCAUAUACACAAUGUCACACCCUGGCUCGGGGACUCUAUAUGUUGAGCCAGGGUGUGUGCAUUCUAUGUGUUCGUUUUCUAUGUUGGGUAUUCUAGUUGUUCUGUUUCUAUGUUUUGCCUGUAUGACUCCCAAUCAGAGGCAACGAGUGUCAGCUGUCGGCUGGUUGUCUCUGAUUGGGAGCCAUAUUUAAUCUGUAUGUUUUCCUUUGGGUGUUGUGGGUUUUUGUUCCGUGUCGGUAUGUUAACCGUUGGACUUCACGAGUCGUGUUUUGUUUGUUUGUUAGUACUUUAAUUAAAUAAAGUCAUGUUUCUUUCACACGCUGCGCCUUGGUCUACUACUCCUUACCCAGACGAUCGUGACAGAAAAACCCACCAUACAAGGACCAAGCAGCGUGUCCAGGAGCAGGCAGUCUGGUCAUGGGAGGAAGCGCCAGGAAAGGAGAUGGAGAGGCUGGCGAUGGCCCCAGGUGGGCAAAGUGUGGUCCUGGGAGGACAUGCUCGGGGGCAAGGGACCUUGGGGUAGGAUCAAGGCCCUGGCGAGAGAGGAGCAGCGGCGUCAGCAGUGCCAUCGUCGGACGGACGAGAGGCACCCCCAAUAAUUUUUUAGGGGGGGGCACACGGCAUGGGCGACUGGGCAGCAGGAGGCUGCCACAGGGCGAAAUAGGAGAAGAGGAGAGAAGGCCACGGGAGCCAUUGGCGAGAGGAGGGAAGGAAGUCGUAGAGGCACGGCGAGAGGGACUGAGGUGUAUUGCCAGUCUGGUCCGGCCCGUUCCUGAUCCCCGUUUAAAGCCAGUGGUGUGUGUUCCCAGUACGGUCCGGCCCUGUCCCUGCUCCACGCACCAAACCUACGGUGUGCGUCGCCAGCCCAGCCCGGCCUGUCCCUGCUCCACGCACUAAGCCUACGGGGUGCGUCGCCAGCCCAGCCCGGCCUGUCCCUGCUCCACGCACCAAACCUACGGUGUGCGUCGCCAGCCCAGCCCGGCCUGUCCCUGCUCCACGCACCAAACCUACGGUGUGCGUCGCCAAGCCCAGCCCGGCCUGUCCCUGCUCCACGCCACCAAGCCUACGGGGUGCGUCGCCAGCCCCAGCCCGGCCUGUUCCUGCUCCACGCCACCCAACCUACGGUGUGCGUCGCCAGCCCUGCCCGGCCUGUUCCUGCUCCACGCACCAAAACCUACGGUGUGCGUCGCCAGCCCAGCCCGGCCUGUCCCUGCCUCCACGCACCAAACCUACAGUGUGCGUCGCCAGCCCAGCCCGGCCUGUCCCUGCUCCACACACCAAACCUACGGUGUGCGUCGCCAGCCCAGCCCGGCCUGUCCCUGCUCCACGCACCAAGCCUACGGGGGUGCGUCGCCAGCCCUGCCCGGCCUGUUCCUGCUCCACGCACCAAACCUACGGUGUGCGUCGCCAGCCCAGCCCGGCCUGUCCCUGCUCCACGCACCAAACCUACGGUGUGCGUCGCCAGCCCAGCCCGGCCUGUCCCUGCUCCACGCACCAAACCUACGGUGUGCGUCGCCAGCCCAGCCCGGCCUGUCCCUGCUCCACGCACCAAGCCUACGGGGUGCGUCGCCAGCCCAGCCCGGCCUGUCCCUGCUCCACGCACCAAACCUACGGUGUGCGUCGCCAGCCCGGCCCGGCCUGUUCCUGCCACUCGCACCAAACCUACGGUGCGCGUCGCCAGCCCGGCCCGGCCUGUUCCUGUCACUCGCACCAAGCCAGGGGUGCGAGUCGCCAGCCCGGCCCGGUCUGUUCCGGCCACUCGCACCAAGCCAGGGGAGCGAGUUGCCAGCCUGGUCCAGCCUGUUCCUGCCACUCGCACCAAGCCAGGGGUGCGAGUCGUCAGCCUGGUUCAGCCCGUUCCUGCUACUCGCACCAAGCCCGGGGGUGCGAGUCGUCAGCCUGGUAAGACCGGUCAGCUGCUCCACAACGGAGCGUAAGCAAUCCGCUCCGUCAAUGUCCAGUCCAGAUCCAGCCAGCGGGGUCAGACCGGACCAGGGGUGCUACGGGGGUAGUAUGGAGGGGUGGUGGUCAAAGCCGGAGCCGGAGCCGCCUCCGAGGAGGAAUGCCCACCCAGCCCUCCCCUGUUUGGGGUGUUUAGACGCGGUCGCAGUCCGCGCCUUUAGGGGGGGGUACUGUCACACCCUGGCUCGGGGACUCUAUAUGUUGAGCCAGGGUGUGUGCAUUCUAUGUGUUCGUUUUCUAUGUUGGGUAUUCUAGUUGUUCUGUUUCUAUGUUUGCCUGUAUGACUCCCAAUCAGAGGCAACGAGUGUCAGCUGUCGGCUGGUUGUCUCUGAUUGGGAGCCAUAUUUAAUCUGUAUGUUUUCCUUUGGGUGUUGUGGGUUUUUGUUCCGUGUCGGUAUGUUAACCGUUGGACUUCACGAGUCAUGUUUUGUUUGUUUGUUAGUACUUUAAUUAAAUAAAGUCAUGUUUCUUUCACACGCUGCGCCUUGGUCUACUACUCCUUACCCAGACGAUCGUGACACACAAUCCAUGUCGCAAUUGUCUCAAGGAUAAAAAAUCCUUCUUUACCCUGUCUAUUUCCCUUCAUCUACACUGAUUUGAAGUGGAUUUAACAAGUGACAUCAAUAAGGGAUUAUAGCUUUCACCUGGCUAGUCUAUGUCAUGGAAAGAGCAGGUGUUCCUCCUGCUUUGUACAGUCAGUGUAGUUGGUUAUGUUUUUAACACUAAUAUUAUUACUAGUACCAAUUAAAAGGUGUGCCAGGCAGGCACCUGUAGGAGUAGCCUACAGGUAUAUCUAACAUACAGUAUCUCUCUCUGUCCCACAGACAGUGUAGAAGAUGACUUUGAGUUGUCCACCGUGUGCCAUCGACCAGAGGGUCUGGACAAACUACAGGAGCAGACCAAGUUCACCAAGAAGGAACUGCAAGUUCUCUACAGGGGCUUCAAGAAUGUGAGUCUGGGGAUGCGGGGAGGAGAGGGUAUGGGGAUGGAGAUAUGGGAUGUUAGAAGCCUGGGGCUGAGGAUGGGGGUUGGGAAAGGGGAGGAAACUACAAGUUCUCUACAGGGGUUACAAGAGCUUUCAAGAGCUUUUCCUAAAGCUAAGCUGUUUUGAUAUAUAAUAGUAGAAGUAUAUGGAUGGCAGCAGACUUGCAAUCUGACUCUGAUCCUGUUAUUUUCUGUGUUGUUGUUUGUAGGAGUGUCCGAGUGGAGUGGUGAAUGAGGAAACCUUUAAAACCAUCUACUCCCAAUUCUUCCCCCAGGGAGGUGAGUCAAUGACCCUUGAACCUUUGACCCCUGACUUCUAAUGUAGUAUUUCAAAGAUCUGAUACUCCCCAAAGUAACUGACAAUUUAAUUAAGGAAAGCAACAUUUAACACCAGUGACAUUUGUAUUUAUGUGAUGUCCCAUAGAAUAUAUAUUUUUAACAUUAUGUCUGUGCUACUUACAGUAGGACAUUUACACGGCUGUGUUUGAUAUUAUAUUUAGGUUGAACGUUUAUUUAACUACUUGUUACAGGUGGAAAGUGCCUUGUUUGAAAUGACAUUUAUGUACUCACAACUUGUUUGAUCAAGUUACAGUAGGAAAGGGUAUUUGGGUCUUGUUCUAAAUAUAUUUAUCCACUUGUUUGAGGAAUUUUUUGUAUGAUGGCGUCCCAGAUAUAUUUUCUAUGUUACAUUCCUGUACAUCUCUGUCCUUUCAGAUUCGGGUGCGUAUGCACAUUUCCUGUUUGAGGCCUUUGACACUAACAAGAAUGGAUCAGUUAGUUUCGAGGUAAGACUAUUUUUACUAUAGUCUACUUCCUAAGGGAGUCCGGAAAAACGCUCUCUGUCUGUAAAUAUGCAGCUGUAACAGAAUACAUGCCUUUCCUCUCCUUUUCAACACACACACACACACACACACACACACACAACCUAAGGGUCGAAACAUUGUUGAUGAACACACUGGUGAGUAUAUAAUGUAUUGCAGUGAGCCACAUAAUCUUCUUUGCUGAUGCUAUAGCACCAGACAACUCAUAUUGUGAUAUCACAACACAAUACAUGUCCUUCCUCUCACUCAAUGUCAAUACAUAGCUUUAAACAGCUUGUACGGAUGGUUAUUAACUUGUAGUGGUGGAAAAAGGGUAAAUGUUGAAUGCUGGUGGGUAUGACAGGUGGCGAGGAAUGUACACACAAACAUUAAAUCUCUCUCUCUUUCUCUUUUUUUCUGUCCUUUCCCAGGACUUUGUGUUUGGUCUGUCUAUCAUUCUGAGAGGAACGAUAAAUGACCGGCUAAACUGGGCCUUCAACAUGUACGACCUAAACAAAGACGGCUGCAUCACCAAAGAGGUAACACACACAGAUGCACACAUACACACACAAUACAUACCUUCCAUUCUGAAUUCUGAUUCUCCUCUUCUAAGUUCUGAGCUUUCUGUGUUCUAAAUGUGACCGGUUACAGUAGGCCCGUUAAAAAAUAGUUAUAUUUUAAAUUGUAUUUUGUAGAAAACCUUCUUGAACAUGUGAACUUUCAUGUGCCUUAAUUACAAACUUGUAUGGGAUCUGUAAAUAUGAAGAAAAUAUAUAUAUAUAUAUAAAGUUGAAGUCGGAAGUUUACAUACACCUUAGCCAAAUACAUUUAAACUCAGUUUUUCACAAUUCCUGACAUUUAAUCCUAGUAAGAAUUCCCUGUCUUAGGUCAGUUAGGAUCACCACUUUAUUUUAAGAAUGUGAAAUGUCAGAAUAAUAGUAGAGAGAAUUAUUUAUUUCAGCUUUUUUUUCUUUCAUCACAUUCCCAGUGGGUCAGAAGUAUACAUGCACUCAAUUAGUAUUUGGUAGCGUUGCCUUUAAAUUGUUUAACUUGGGUCAAACGUUUCGGGUAGCCUUCCACAAGCUUCCCACAAUAAGUUGGGUGAAUUUUGGCCCAUUCCUCCCCACAGAGCUGGUGUAACUGAGUCAGGUUUGUAGGCCUCUUUGCUCACACACGCUUUUUCAGUUCUGCCCACAAAUGUUCUAUAGGAUUGAGGUCAGGGCUUUGUGAUGGCCACUCCAAUACCUUUACUUUGUUGUCCUUAAGCCGUUUUGCCACAACUUUGGAAGUAGGCUUGGGGUCAUUGUCCAUUUGGAAGACCCAUUUGCGACCAAGCUUUAACUUCCUGACUGAUGUCUUGAGAUGUUGCUUCAAUAUAUCCACAUCAUUUUCCUUCCUCGUGAUGCCAUCUAUUUUGUGAAGUGCACCAGUCCCUCCUGCAGCAAAGCACCCCCACAGCAUGUUGCUGCCACCCCCGUGCUUCACGGUUGGGAUGGUGUUCUUCGGCUUGCAAGCCACCCCCUUUUUCCUCCAAACAUAAGAAUGGUCAUUAUGGCCAAACAGUUAUAUUUUUGUUUCAUCACACCAGAGGAUAUUUCUACAAAAAGUAUGAUCUUUGUCCCCAUAUGCAGUUGCAAACCGUAGUCUGGCUUUUUUAUGGCGGUUUUGGAGUAGUGACUUCUUCCUUGCUGAGCGGCCUUUCAGGUUAUGUCGAUAUAGAUACUUUUGUACCUGUUUCCUCUAGGAUCUUCAUAAGGUCCUUUGCUGUUGUUCUGGGAUUGAUUUGCACUUUUCACACCAAAGUACGUUCAUCUCUAGGAGACAGAACGUGUCUCCUUCCUGAUCGGUAUGACGGCUGUGUGGUCCCAUGGUGUUUAUAGUUGCGUACUACUGUUUGUUGCAAAUUGCUCCCAAGGAUGAACCAGACUUGUGGAGGUCUACAAUUUGUUUUCUGAGGUCUUGGCUGAUUUCUUUUCAUUUUCCCAUGAUGUCAAGCAAAGAGGCACUGAGUUUGAAGGUAGGCAUUGAAAUACAUCCACAGGUACACCUCCAAUUGACUCAAAUGAUGUCAAUUAGCCUAUCAGAAGCUUCUAAAGCCAUGACAUCAUUUUCUGGAAUUGUCCAAGCUGUUUAAAGGCACAGUCAACUUAGUGUAUGUAAACUUCUGACCCACUGGAAUUGUGAUACAGUGAAUUACAAGUUAAAUAAUCUGUCUGUAAACAAUUGUUGGAAAAAUUACUUGUGUCAUGCACAAAGUAGAUGUCGUAACCGACUUGCCAAAACUAUAGUUUGUUAACAAGAAAUUUGUGGAGUGGUUGAAAAACAAGUUUUAAUGACUCCAACCUAAGUGUAUGUAAACUUCCAACUUCAACUGUAUUAGCCUAGUUUACCCAAGGAGAAAGCACUGAGCUAUUCAGGUAGAAAGACAGGAUCCUUCCUGGCUAGUCAUGAUUGGCUGAGAUAAUGGGGUGGUUGGAAAUGUCCUGAUUAGUCUGUCAUGUCACAGGCUUCUGUCUAUAACAUAAUGGGGGCUUCCCUGAGGGGUAUCCUAUGAAGCAGUUAGUUGAGGAGUUAGCGAGGUAACUUUGGUCAACUCUGAGUUCAACUCGGGAUAACCGGUCAUACGAAAGUGACUCACCUUUUAGCCAGGUAAAUUUCUAUGGCAACGAAUCCUUCAGAACUAACCUGCUCCGGGGCAGGCUAACUCACGGCUAACUUCACUUACCCUGAUUGAAAUUACUGAUCCGCAAGUUGAAGACCAAUGAAAUCAGAUUCCCUCCCUCUUGCAAAGAUUGCAUCAUCAUCCCCUUCAUUUAAGGAAGACAUAUUUUAUUCAUCAAAUGGUGUUUUUUUCUGUAAAAAAAUUGUAAUGUUAAAAUAUAUCACAUUACACAUUUAGUAAUGACAGAAUGAAUUUUAAACUUCACGCAAUGUACACUUUUGUAUGACUUAAUAAAAAAUAAGAAAUCAUAGAGGCGUGUAAAAAGGUGCUUGUGCAUUGAUAAGCACACCAAAGACGGCAUUAAUGAUAAGUAAUAAAAUAAAGACAGCACUUCUAAAAGCCUAUUUCACACCAUAGCCUGCUGAAUUUGCAAGAUAACUUUUCUUUCAUUUUGAUGAAAAUGUGGCACUGACUCGCCAUUGGAUUGAUGUUUCAGCAUUGUCUCAAUGAAGAGUUUGGCGUUCGACUUGCACGUGCAGUUACAAGCCUGCUAAAGUUAGCAGCAGGCGGACGAGCAAUAUCUACCAUUGUAAUACGGAUAAAGCCUGAGCUAGAAUGUGAAGCUAACAGAAACUGGUUAGCUUUAGAAAACCCUGAGUAGAUCUAGCUUGCUUCGUAGUAUACCCCUCUGGUCAGUAUAUAGAUCAUCUUUGCUACUUUGGAUGUUUUGAAAAAUAUAGCUAUGGACAACUGCAAAAGUAUUGCUACAGCUCUCAAAAACAUUGCUGCCCAGAAUUUAGCUGGGUUUAAGUAAAGAGACUACUUUCUGGAGGACAAUGCCAUGCUGACUCACAAAAAUGUGAUUUGUUAUGUUUUAUAUAUAUUUCCACACUAUGAGGUUGGAAUAAUACUUUGCAAUUGUGAAAAUGAUGAUAAUGCCCAUUUAGUGUAAGAGCUGUUUGAAAAGACAGCCUGAAAUUUCAGCCUGUUUUGGUGGGAGGGAGUUUUGGCCUUCCAUGAUGAAAUCACCAUGCGGUUAAUACAUUUUCAGUUUUCCCCUCCCCACCAAAAAAACAAGUUUAUUAUCUUUUAAAGCAGCAUAACAUUCCCAGGCUUCCUCAACUACAGUGUAUGAUAUCUGUACUUUUAUAAAAUGUAAAAAAUAAGCAAAUCACUUACACUUGACCUAAGCCUCGAUAGAGAAAUCUGGACACAAAUCUAAAGUAUAUUCUAAAAUUGACAGUUCUCAACUUUACAAUCAAUCUCAGAUUGGAGAGUGAUUGACUGAUCUUGUGCUAUGACAGUAUACCCUGUGUCAUCUCUCUCUCUCUUUCUCUCUCCCUCUCUGUAUCUCUGUAGGAGAUGAUGGAUAUAAUGAAGUCUAUCUAUGAUAUGAUGGGGAAGUACACAUAUCCCUGUAUGCAGGACGAGGCGCCCAGAGAACAUGUGGAGAGCUUCUUCCAGGUCAACAGACACUUUCCGUUUAUCAAAUCCAAUACUUUAGGACAAGCCCUUGAGCAAGGCACUGCUCCAGAGGCACUGCUCCAGAGGCACUGCUCCAGAGGCACUGAUUGACAUUUCUCCCCCUUUUCCUCCCCUUUCUCCCUUCUAGAAAAUGGAUCGUAAUAAUGACGGGGUGGUCACUAUUGAUGAGUUCAUCGAGUCAUGCCAAAAGGUAGGUUGUGUGUUUUUAUUUAAAGUAAUUUUUUGGUCAGACCGGUUCCAUUUGUGUAACUGACCAAUGAAUCCACAGAUCUCACUAAGGUUCAUUGGGGCGAUCCCCAAGGUUUGGUUUGAGGACAGUUACUGUUACCCCAUUUUCAAACAUUGUUUUGUUCCUUUGUAAAGUGUGUUGUGACCCAUGUAAAAUGCAAUUUAGAGAGAGAGAGAGAGAGAGAGAGAGAACACUGUCUGAUCAGAGUCCUCUGAGGGUCACCUCUACUGUCGUCUCUGUUUUAGGGAAUCAGACUCCCUUGAGAAAGAACAAGAAGCUGAAACAAAAAGGGUUUCAUUGUGCCUCUGGAAACUUGCUGUUCUUGUUGUCUCUCUAUACCUAAGAUUUCUAUCUCUCCUUCUCUCUCCAUCCCUCUCUCACUCUCUUCAGGAUGAGAACAUCAUGCAGUCCAUGCAGCUGUUUGACAACGUCAUCUAGGAGCCUCUGAUAUAGAAAAGGGGCUGGAGGACAGGGGAGGUGUGUGUGAGAGUGUGCACGUGUAUUUGUGUGUGUGUGCGCAUGUUUGUGCGUGUGCGUGCAUUUGUGUGUUGUGGGGGGGCUCUGAGAGGGCCCUGGACAUUGACCCUCAGCCCCCCCCCUAAAUCCUGACCCCUCCUUCUAGCUCCUUUCUCUCCGCACCCACUCCAAGCCAAUAGGAGGCGCCUCCUCUUAUCCAACCCUUCAUCACUUCCAGAGACACAGAGAAGAGAGGGGCUGGCUCAUAGACUCUGAUCCACACCCACAACCACACCAAGGAUCUGUUCAGGAAUGUGCAACGUUACAGAACGUUCAGAUAGAAAUGUGUUUUGUAGAACAGAUUGAUUGCCUGUCGUGUGUAAUAGGGAGUCAAUCGUGUCAGCUCUAUUCGUCUAUCUGCAACGUUCGUGAUGAUUUUGCCUCAUUGAAUACACCCGUUUCAUUAACCAUUUUAUUAUUUAACACUCCUGUUUCCGAGAAAGCUGCUGUAGCCUGCUGGCUGGACUCAACAUAGGAUUAAGUCCCCCUACUCACUGAUCUAAGGUCAGUUUUGCAUAUCCCCACCUAAUGGUUAAGGUUAGGGUCAGGAGUGGUUCAGCUGAUCCUAGAUCUGUGGAAGGUUACUUCUACCAGAGCAGCUGGACUCCUGACACCUCUGUCAUUAAAACAGAGGUAACUAGCGCCACUUAGUGGACAAAAGGACACAACGGAACAGAAGGGACUGUGGAUCUGAUGGAUGAGACUCUUCACAAACAGAAAAUACAUAAUCAUUUAGUCAUUUAGCAGACGCUCUUAUCCAGAGCGACUUACAGUUAGUGAGUGCAUACAUUUUCAUACUGCCCCCCCGUGGGAAUCAAACCCACAACCCUGGCGCUGCAAGCACCAUGCUCUACCAACUGAGCUACACAGGGUUCAGACAUAUAAUUCAAUAAGGGACUGAUUUUAAUAUCGCAUGAUGAUGUCUCCAAUAAUAACCUAUACAUAUUUACAUAAAUACUAUAGCCUGUCUGUUGUCUGUCUGCUGUUCCUAGAGUCAUCCACAGGUGCCUCGCUCCGUGUGUGUGUGCGAAUGUGUAUGUGUGUGUACGUGCUUGCGUGCAUGUGAGAGAGAGGCUGUACUUGUCAUUCCCGUCUCCGGUAGGAAUCCAUUCAGAUUUCAACCCCAUAUGAGACCUCCUUCGUAUUAACACUAACUUACCCUCUGGCCUUUAUACCUGUUACCUUAGCUGUAGGUGUAUGCUGACUGUUGUACCUCUUCCAAUAACCCUGUGGUCAAGAACUACUGAACAGUCUGUGGCACUAUAUUGAUGAACAUGCUGCUUGGACUAUCUAGGCUCCCGUAGACCCCUUUCUGUAUUUACAGGUGACUAACUGA